Molecule: messenger RNA, 1931 nt
Organism: Pungitius pungitius (ninespine stickleback)
Lineage: Eukaryota; Metazoa; Chordata; Actinopteri; Perciformes; Gasterosteidae
Product: Golgi reassembly-stacking protein 2-like
Exons: 10
Coding region: 205-1452 (415 amino acids)
Biological process (GO): Golgi organization
Cellular component (GO): Golgi apparatus
Molecular function (GO): protein binding
Source: RefSeq, a predicted model, not a curated record
GACGCGUCUGCCGUCAUCACACGGCUUGGAUUGGUUUGCGCCAAAGGCGGAAGUGCUGGAAACCAGGAAGGAAGCGCAGCAAACAACGCCGCGCCGUUACCACGGACCCGGUGGAGAGCCGUCUGCUGCACGGCGACACACACCCACACCCACGCACACAAACACACACACACCCACCCACACACACACACACACACACACAACAUGGGGGGGACACAAAGCGGGGAGAUACCCGGCGGAGGGAGCGAGGGGUACCACGUCCUCAGGGUGCAAGAGAACUCCCCCGGUCACCGUGCAGGACUGGAGCCAUUCUUUGAUUUCAUAAUUUCCAUUUGUGACAAUAGAAUGAACAAGGACAACGACACCCUGAAAGAGCUGCUGAAGGCGAACGUGGAGCGGCCCAUCCAGAUGCUGCUGUACAGCAGCAAGACGCGUGGCGUGAGGGGGACGACGGUCACACCCAGCAGCACGUGGGGCGGCCACGGCCUCCUGGGGGUCAGCAUUCGCUUCUGCAGCUUUGAGGGAGCCAAUGAAAACGUUUGGCACGUUUUGGAAGUGGAGCCAAACUCCCCCGCGGCCCUGGCUGGUUUGAGGGCCCACGCUGACUACAUCAUAGGGACCGACGCCGUCAUGAGCGAGAGCGAGGACCUGUUCUCCGUGGUUGAAAGCCACGAGGGGAAGGAGCUGAAGCUCUACGUCUACAGCACGGACACGGACAACUGCCGCGAGGUGGUCGUCACGCCAAACGGGGAUUGGGGCGGAGACGGCAGUCUAGGGUGUGGGAUUGGCUAUGGCUACCUGCACAGGAUACCUACGCUGCCAUUCUCAGAGGGCACGAAGAUCCGUCUCCCUGCACGGACUCCCUUGGGACCAGCUGCUUUACCCAAAGACGGCUUCGCGGAGGUCCAUCUCUCUGCCGUCGUUCCAACCGUCCCUGUGGCUGUGUCUUCUCCUGCUUUGACUGGAUUAGAGCAGUCUCUCGCCAGCGUGUCGGUCAGCUCUCACCCGGCCGCCUCCGUUGGCGAUCUGCAGACCGGAGCUGCUGCCGUCCCAGCGCUCAGACACGCCGCCGCCUCACGAAGCGCCCCUUUGUCUCCCGACCCUGCUGCCUCAAUACCAGGUUUACUUCCCUGGAGGCCUGGAGGUCUUCCACCAUUUCCUGAUUUACCAAAUCUAAGUAUCACGUUGCCAGAUGUGGGCCCCGUGUUGCUGCCUGGAAAUGGUGGAUUUCAACAUGCAGGUCUUCCAGGUGUUCUCCCUGCUGGAACUCUGCCUGACUUUGUUCUUCCACCAAUCGCUGCUAAUGCAUCUCCUGCUGGUACACGGCACAGCAGUGCCGCGUAUCCCUCCUCCACCAUACCAAUGAACCGUUCCCUGACCAGAACCCCCGUCCCAUCCUCAGGGGCCCCCUCCGAAUCGAUCAAUAUCACAAUGACUGCAGACUCUUCUUAGCAGGAGCACAGACACAAUGGUGUCGACACUCUUGGUUUUAAAAAGUGUCAUUAAUCUGGGUUAACAUUUUACUAUUAAUGUGCAGGUUACUUUCCUUUUCUGUGGUCAAAUAACAGCACUUAAAGGGUCACCAUUUCAUUUCCUGAACUACUUAUGUGACCCCUCAUCUAAUUCACAGGAAAUGUGUUGGUCCAGUCCAUUUCUUAGUCAUGAUCAAAACCACAGAUGUGCGUCUCAGUCAGUGGGUAAACUCCAAUUACCAGCUACAAUGAUGGUAUUGUGCCUGAGCCACACAAACAGCUGACUGAUUCUAGAUUGGGAUUUCUUUAGAAAAGCAGGUUUGCUUGCUGUAGCCAUUAAACAAAAGGACUUUGGAUUUGUAAAAUAACAAAAAAAUGUUUUUAAAUUGAUAGUUAACUCUAUUAAAUGGAUGAUGUUUUUCAAUCUGGUCUAUUCCUUUAAUUCUUCAGGAUCACGUU